Messenger RNA from Botrytis byssoidea, 1169 nucleotides. RefSeq lists its product as uncharacterized. Gene Ontology annotation, cellular component: ER to Golgi transport vesicle membrane; Golgi apparatus; SNARE complex. NCBI's taxonomy places the organism in Eukaryota, Fungi, Ascomycota, Leotiomycetes, Helotiales, Sclerotiniaceae. Gene Ontology annotation, molecular function: SNAP receptor activity; SNARE binding. Bases 375 to 1049 code for a protein of 224 amino acids. The record is from RefSeq and is a predicted model, not a curated record. The transcript has 3 exons. Gene Ontology annotation, biological process: intracellular protein transport; vesicle fusion with Golgi apparatus; retrograde transport, endosome to Golgi.
UCCGCAACUUCCAGUUUCCCAUUCCUUUCCCCUUCCUUGAAUUGUCAAUGCAUUAGCAACAAUAAUCAAAACACAACUGUACAUUAUACAUUAUUCAAAAGACAAACUGUUGACCUAUCAUCUAUCAUAAUUCCCCCCUCUCUAUCCCAUGGUUUUGUGAUACAUACAUACUCUCAUACUCUCAUACUCUUUGACUUUGAACCGGGGAAGGAAGGAAGGAAGUAUUGCGUUGCUUGCUCGGUGUUACAUUACUGCAUUACGACGCCAUCAGAAGGCACCGAUCAUCAAUAAUUAUUCUUUGAAAUAAUCCAUAUCUCCUUUUCAAUACCCAUCACAUUCAUACCCAUUGAUUCUAUCACCUGCCGUUUUCAAUCAUGUCAAAUCCUCUCGAUACCGAUGCAGGCUCGGAGCUCUUCAGCAGUUAUGAAGCAGAGCUCAAACUCGUUCAAGCCGAUUUAAAUCAAAAGUUGGACCAAAUCCCCGACCUUACUGGAGAACCUCGUAAAGCUGCCAUAAGUCAAGCUGAGAGAGCAUUAGAAGAGGCAAAUGAAUUGCUUGAUCAAAUGCGACUCGAGAAACAAAAUAUCCCUUCUGCAACUCGUACCAAAGUUAACCAACGAUUUCGAAAUCAUGAAUCAGAUGUGGAUGUAUCAAAGAGGAAACUGAAGACUUUACAAAACGACCGAUCAGCUCUAUUUGGCUCACGCUAUUCCGAUAAUCCAAACGAUGUCCAACUCGAACAAAGACAACAACUUCUAUCAGGAACAGACAGAUUAGACCGAAGCUCGCAGAGACUAAAGGCCAGUCAAGCAUUAGCCAAUGAGACGGAGGCUAUUGGUGCUAGUACGCUCGCAGAUUUACACAGACAGAGAGAGACCAUUCAACAUACACAUGACACAUUGAUACAGAGCGAGGGGUUUGUUGAUAGAAGCGUAAAAACGUUGAGGGGGAUGUCUCGUAGGAUGGCUACCAACCGGAUAAUCACCGUGGCCAUUAUAACAGUCUUAGUUCUUCUUAUCAUUGCUGUUAUUGUUAGCAAGUUCAGAUAGACUUCUUGCAUUUGGACGGGGGCGUUCUUUGUUGCUUGGUUCUCAAUUACACUUUGCCAUAGGCUGAUUUCUAAUAUAACUUUGUACUAUUGGUUUACAUAAAAUGGUUCCAAAUAGCAA